Molecule: messenger RNA, 1390 nt
Organism: Caenorhabditis elegans
Lineage: Eukaryota; Metazoa; Nematoda; Chromadorea; Rhabditida; Rhabditidae
Gene: Y92H12BL.5
Product: diphosphoinositol-polyphosphate diphosphatase
Exons: 3
Coding region: 219-671 (150 amino acids)
Cellular component (GO): cytoplasm
Molecular function (GO): metal ion binding; pyrophosphatase activity; diphosphoinositol-polyphosphate diphosphatase activity
Source: RefSeq, marked reviewed
UUUCAGUCACCAUAACCUCGAUAUCAAGUCGUCGUGAGCCAUCAUCAUCAUCAAACAAAAGUGAACCGAACAAAAUUAACCCGACUAACUGCCUAAACGGCAUCACAAAAGACUGCAAAACGACGGGCUCACCGUGCAUUAUCACCGGAACCACCGGUGGUGAGCAGGUGGCGGCUGAGCAGCAAGACGGAGAGCAAGAAACGACAGCAGCAAAGUGCAUGAUUUCUGGAUGGAAAUCGAGAGAAAGUGAGAGGAAUAAAGUUAGGCUACGUGAUACUGAUGGAUUUCGGAUUCGCGCCGCAGCGCUUUGUAUUAAAGGAACCGGCAAAGAAACACUCGUUCUCCUUGUCAGUGGUGGAAAAGACGGCGGAAAAUGGGUUGUACCGGGUGGUGGAAUCGAAAAAGACGAAUGUGCCGAAGAGGCUGCUCACCGGGAAUUGAUGGAAGAAGCCGGUGUCCGAGCUACGAUUCUUAAGAAGAUUGGCAUGUUUCAGGACGACGUUCGGAAGCAUCGAACACAAGUAUUCCUAAUGGAAGUAUCAGAAGAACUUCAAACAUGGGAAGAAAACGAGUACGGACGGCAGAGGAUAUGGAUGAAUGUACUGGAAGGAAAGGAGAAGGUUAAGCAGUCACAUCGUGCAAUGCUUGAUGCUCUCACACUUCUUCGGUAGCCUCAGCUCAAUUUUCAUCAAUCAAGCAAUAAAACGGGAUUCCUUUUUUUUUUUGAAAAUUUUUUUGUUUCUGAAAUUUGUUUUUUUUCCUAGCUUUUUUAAAGAUGGUGUAGUCGAAUUUUUUAAAUGCUUUAUAUUAGACUAAAAAUUGUCUGAAAACACCGAGUUUCAUAAUGAAAACUUUCUCAAAAAAAAGAAGUUCUGACGGCUCAAAAAAUGGCCUAAAAUUAGUUAAAAUUUGAAAUUUAACCGACUUGUCAAGCGGCUGGAAACUAUUUUUUUUUGAAAUCACCGUCAAAUUCUGAGUAUAUAAUGUAAUUAUCUUGCGUUUUCAACUAGAUUUAGGUAUUUUAAAGUAGAUGGACAAAGAGAUUUUUUAAAUUUUUUUAAACCAAAUCUCGCCGUCCAUCGACUUUAUAAUACCUAAAUGAAGUUCAAAACUCGGGAUAAUUAAUUUGUAUACUUAAAGAAGGAGUAUCGUCAAUGGGAAAAUUGUUUUAAGUUGCACUGCAAGUUUUUCCUCACGAGGGACGAGGAAAAGUGGUUUCUAGGCCAUGGCCGAGGGGCCGACAAGUUUCAGCGGCCAUUUAUCUUGCUUUGUUUUCCGCCUGUUUUCUUUCGUUUUUCACAGCUUUUUCCCGUUUUUUCUUAUUAAAACUGAUAAAUAAAUAUUUUUUGCAGAUGCUAAAACAAUUUCCAAGUAAAUAAAUUAUGUAUUC